This is a messenger RNA of Episyrphus balteatus (marmalade hoverfly), 1139 nucleotides long. RefSeq lists its product as uncharacterized. The record is from RefSeq and is a predicted model, not a curated record. The coding region runs from base 48 to 1139 and encodes 363 amino acids. NCBI's taxonomy places the organism in Eukaryota, Metazoa, Arthropoda, Insecta, Diptera, Syrphidae. The transcript has a single exon.
CAGAGACACAACAGUGCUCGGGAAGGCUUGAAAGUGCCUUGGAACAUAUGCGGCGUCGAAGUAGCCAACCAAAAGGGAGAUCCUUCGAUGAAACACCUUAUUCGAUUUAUCAAUCUAUUUAUGGGAAUAACAAGGAAGACGAUGAAUACCGUGACGAUGGUGGAUCACGAAGUAAGCUCUUCGAUCGUUCACAGAAGCACUCACUGUUAGAUGGUGACUUUGACCCUAAAAAUAGGCAACCUCACAGUUUGCCGGUGUCAAGGGUCGAUGUGGAGGAUAUGAAAGUUCGUUUACCGCAGAAAGCUGCAAGAUGGGUGGAGGUGGACAAGUGUAGAUUUAGUACCGUUAAUCGAACUUUGGAUACGAGGCUUAUAUUUCCCGACUUGACUAUCAGUGGAAAGGUUGUCCUCUAUCCGACAGGUGGGAAGUGUAAUAUGAUAUUGAGGCUAAGACACGCGGGUAUUGAAUUUCGAACUGUCCCAAUGGCGGGUUUGGAUGAGUCCCGGAAUAGCAGACCAGUAGCUUCUGUGAGAACGGAUUCGCACUUUGCUGAACCGGGUUUUAUUUCGGUAUUUGCACAUGGCUGUCAAGGUCCAACGGGUAUCAAGCUGCGACAGAAUUCAAAGAGGCGAUUUGGAUUCGGAGACAACGAAGGUCCUUCUCCAGAAAUGUAUCCUGAUGCAAAUAAUCAACGAAGAUGGGGAAAGUUUUACAAUCCUUAUCGACCACCUUAUGACCCCAGGGAUCAAGAUCCAACCUACAAUAGAAGACGGUAUACUCGACAAGCACCUUCGGAAGGACAUUUCGAGGAUCUUGUACAAUUUGAAGAUGAUAUUUUCAACUUUAACGAUAAUUUGAAUGAAUUGCAGUCAGAUGCAAGAGCUUUUGCAGACAUUUUCACAGAGAAUUUGAAUUUGGAAAGAAGUAAUCCAUCAAAAUGGCUCAAUGUAGCUGAAUUUGGUAGCUCUACAAAUACAAAUAGCGACGAUAGUAUUAAUAAUGCUUUAACCAAGGAACUGGAAACACUUUUCUCCAUGGGAGUUAAAGGUUUGCUAACAAAAUAUAUGCAGAGGGCGCUGCAGCCAGCAAUUAAGGAAACUCUAAUGGAAAAUAUGGGUUACACGUUAAGUUAUGGUUAA